This is a messenger RNA of Pochonia chlamydosporia 170, 1038 nucleotides long. RefSeq names its product sterol delta 5,6-desaturase ERG3. NCBI's taxonomy places the organism in Eukaryota, Fungi, Ascomycota, Sordariomycetes, Hypocreales, Clavicipitaceae. Gene Ontology annotation, biological process: lipid biosynthetic process. The transcript has 2 exons. Gene Ontology annotation, molecular function: oxidoreductase activity; iron ion binding. The record is from RefSeq and is a predicted model, not a curated record. The coding region runs from base 1 to 1038 and encodes 345 amino acids.
AUGGAUGUUGUCCUCGAUAUCUGCGAAACAUACGUCGGUGAUCAUUUAUACGCCUGGUUACUUCCCGCGGAACGGAAACCUUACGAUGCCGACUUAUUCAACAACGCGACAACGUUCCCCUUCGGACUAGAAUGCAACUAUGAGCCUCCAACCAAAUACUUCACAAUCCGGCCAUCGCCGGCGAUUUGCCAAAGCUCCUUGCCCAGAGACAACAUACUCAGACAAUCCAUUAACCUUUUCCUAAUAUUCUGGAUCUUCGGCAUGGUCGUCUACUUCUUCUUCUCCACGCUCUCCUACGUAUUCAUCUUCGACAAAGAACAGCAAAAACACCCAAAAUACCUCAAAAACCAAGUCCGCCUCGAAAUAAAAGAGACCCUCGCCGCCCUCCCCGGCAUGUCCCUCCUCACCCUCCCCCUCGUCCUCGGCGAAAUCCGCGGCUACACCAAAAUGUACGACACCAUCGCCGACGGCCCUGGGCUGUGGUACGAAGUCCUGCAGUUCCCGCUGUUUCUGCUCUUCACCGACUUCUGCAUCUACUGGGUGCAUCGCGGCUUACACCACCCGCUCGUAUACAAGACCCUCCACAAGAAGCAUCACAAGUGGGUGGUGCCGACGCCCUUUGCGGCGUAUGCGUUUCACCCUGCGGACGGGUGGGCGCAGAGUCUGCCGUACCACGUGUUCACGUUUAUUUUUCCCAUGAACAAGUUUUCGUUUUUGCUGCUGUUUGUUUUUGUGAUUUUUUGGACUAUUCUGAUCCAUGAUGGGGAGUAUCUCGCGAAUAAUCCUGUUAUUAAUGGGGCGGCGUGCCAUACGGUUCAUCAUUUGUACUUUAAUUAUAACUAUGGACAGUAUACGACGCUGUGGGAUCGGAUUGGUGGGAGUCAUCGCGCGCCGGAGAAGGAGCUGUUUGAGAAGGAGAAGAAGAAUGGGAGGGUUGAGUGGGAGAGGCAGAGUAAGGGGGUGGAGAGCAUGAUUCUUGAGGUGGAAGGGGAGGAUGACCGGGUGUAUACGCCGGAGGAUGUGAAGAAGAAUAAAUAG